Panthera uncia (snow leopard) is the source of this 3125-nucleotide messenger RNA. RefSeq names its product integrin subunit beta 1 binding protein 1 (gene ITGB1BP1). NCBI's taxonomy places the organism in Eukaryota, Metazoa, Chordata, Mammalia, Carnivora, Felidae. The transcript is spliced from 8 exons. Gene Ontology annotation, cellular component: lamellipodium; cytoskeleton; cell periphery. The coding region runs from base 1050 to 1652 and encodes 200 amino acids. Gene Ontology annotation, biological process: negative regulation of focal adhesion assembly; negative regulation of substrate adhesion-dependent cell spreading. The record is from RefSeq and is a predicted model, not a curated record. Gene Ontology annotation, molecular function: integrin binding.
AAUGUGCUGUGCAAUAUUUGACUUAUCAGAGACUGCUAACAUGGUGCUUUAUGCUGCUAGGUUAACCCAGUUUGUGCAGACUUCGGAAUAAGGCUCUCUUGCCAUCUUGUUCUUACUGAAAAGCAUCCCAUGAAUGCAAGGUGAUCGGUGGCAGCAAAUGAUCUUCAGUAGCCUGCUAGUCUCCCUCCUUUUACUUACACCUUCUGCGGGUAGUUCUGUACCCACAGCCAGUCAUCUUUCUAAAACAGAAGUCUGAUUCUAUCACUUGACUGCCAUUUAACAGCCUCUGGAGUCUUGCUGUUAAACCUAAAAUAACCCCCAGACUUUUGUUGUGGUUUGCAAAGCCCCCUUGCACCUUUCUGUUCAUCUGUCCCUCUCCCUCCUGCUCCCGUAAAAGCCAAGGUGGUCUCUCGCUGUUCCUGGCAGCUGGCAUGUGCCCUCAGGACCUUUGCACUUGCGCUGCUCUCUGCUGGACUGCUUUUCCUCCGCACCUGUGCGGCCACCCUCCUUUCCUUCUUCACGUCUCCUUAUUGCUCACUUCCUCGGAGCAUCUUUUUCUAAUGUGCUCACCCUUCCUUCCAUCAGCUGUGUCUCCUGAGCUUGCCUUCAUUUCCCUCAUAACAGUUCUUUCCUAACAAUGUGUGUGUAUUUGGUUUUCUUGUUGGUCUGUCUCAUCUUUCUGAGAAUGGGCCCCCUGAGGUCAGGGCCUUUACUUGACUUAUUCACUGCUGUAUCCCCAGCAUCUAAAAGGCACUCACUGGGUACCCAGGAAUGAAUGAACGAAUCAGAUUUUCUUGCUACUCCACAGAUGAAUCAAAAAUGUAGAAAUAAGUUGGAUGAUGGGGCUAGUGAAAAAGCUUGGGCUUGGAACUCAGUCUUGGGCAAGUGGCCUAAGGACAGACACUGGUACCUUGUUUUUCUGAAAAGAACCGAUCAUGUCGGAAUGACAGGAAGCUCUCUGUGCACACGGCCGUCUGUGGGAGCUUUGAAGACAAUAAAAUAGUCUUCGUUCUACCGGGGAGCUCCUCUGCGUCGGGCGAUGGUGAAAAAUGUUUCGGAAAGGCAAAAAACGGCACAGUAGCAGCAGUUCCCAGAGCAGUGAAAUCAGUACUAAGAGCAAGUCUGUAGACUCCAGCCUUGGGGGGCUCUCACGAUCCAGCACUGUGGCCAGCCUCGAUACAGAUUCCACCAAAAGCUCAGGACAAAGCAAUAACACUUCAGAUACCUGUGCAGAAUUUCGAAUAAAAUAUGUUGGUGCCAUUGAGAAACUGAAAUUCUCUGAAGGGAAAAGUCUUGAAGGGCCCCUAGACCUGAUAAAUUAUAUAGAUGUUGCCCAGCAAGAUGGAAAGUUGCCUUUCGUUCCUCUGGAGGAAGAAUUUAUUAUGGGAGUUUCCAAGUAUGGUAUAAAAGUGUCAACAUCAGAUCAGUAUGAUGUCCUGCAUCGGCACGCUCUGUAUUUAAUCAUCCGGAUGGUGUGUUACGAUGAUGGUCUGGGGGCAGGAAGAAGCUUGCUGGCUCUGAAGACCACAGAUGCCAGCAAUGAGGAAUACAGCCUCUGGGUUUAUCAGUGCCACAGCCUGGAGCAAGCACAAGCCAUCUGCAAAGUUUUAUCCACCGCUUUUGACUCCGUAUUAACAUCUGAGAAAUCCUGAAUUCUGCAAUCAAGUGGAAGCUGACUUCGUGUGGGAGUUCGGCGGCUUUCAGUCUGCAGGGUUGAGCUGUUAUGGGAGUAGGAAGUGGUGAAAGCGAAGAAAUGCGGUGUGUAACAUACUGAUCAUUUGCUUUUCUAUUAAAAUGUGUCUUAUUACGGUGAGUUAACUCUCAACGAGGUUGUCCGCUUUCUGCGACUAAAAAAGAAACCUCCCCUCUCGCUUUUAAACACAAAUGAGCUUAACACCUAAGCGUCACAGAAGUGCCCUCAGUGAGUGGCGAGCACGGAGCGCUUUCCACGGAGGUCACGUACCGUCCCCGGGGCGGCACGUGGGCCCCCCCGCCGGCUGGGAGCGCCGGUCACCUGGUCUGGAACAGCGACGCAGCGCUGCCAGCUCACGACACAAAAAGUAAGGCCGUGAAGGUGCACCGUCAGGAGGACGUGCUCGGAAACCAAAGCAUCGACCUCGGCGUUCCCAGACCAGAGAUCACCGCGCGUGUUAAACAGCACAGAAAGAAUCUCAUGUACAGGAGGCUGGUGGGUUUUUCUAAAGGACCGUUUUAAUAUGCAAUGCUUAAAGGAUUAAAAACAUUAAAAAUAACACUAUGUCCAUUUACAGGUGUUUUAUUUUUUUCCAGUCAAAUGACUAGUUCGCGGGAAGAGCCAACUUACUGAACAUGCUCUAAUUAUAAAUCACUGCAUUAAGGACAACGAAAAUAAGAAUCGAUUUAGGUUAUACAAUAUAUACAGUUGCGCUGCAACCAGAUCAGAGCAAUCAAGCGAAUGAACGGAGUAUCAUUGUCUCGAGUAGCGUUCCGAGCUGCAGGCCACACCAUCCACCCCUCAGCAGACCACACGGGAGCUGGGAGUCUGUGCACGUGUGGGGCCUCAUCCCUCGAAGUCGCGUCUGAUGGAAAACGGCACACGACAUGCCAGCGUCCCGCAGCUACGUUCGUGAAGCGUCAACUUCAAAUAUAAAUAGAUAUCUACAGUGUUUUCCUUUCUCUCAGGUUGUUUUUUGAUUUGCAAAGAGCAAAGAACUAGGAAAGGAUGUUAGCAGGGAAGGUACUAGAAUUUCUCCUCUGGCAAGAGUAAUGUUAACGACUGCACAAUAGCACCACCAAAUUGCCGAGUGGAAAAAAUAUUUCCUAGAUAUUUCUGUACCAGUGAACCUGAUAGAUUAGUUUGGGACUGGUGUCUGAAUGUCAGUGAGAAUCAACUUUAAUUCCUUAUAAAGCUGGCACCAAGUAGUCAAAAGGCUGAUUAUAAGACACGAAUGCAAAAGGACUGUGUUAAAAUAUACAUAAGAAGUGCACUGUGCAAAAUAUACCUGUUUACUUUCUUAAAUCUAUGAGGGAAGUAACCAAAUGAAGGGUUCAAACGACAGAAAUGAGCAAUUAGUGAAAAUACAUGUAGUGCUUUAAAAACAAAACAAAACCAAAAACCAAAAAAAAAAAAAAAAAACCACCGAAAA